Molecule: messenger RNA, 1942 nt
Organism: Stegastes partitus (bicolor damselfish)
Lineage: Eukaryota; Metazoa; Chordata; Actinopteri; Pomacentridae
Gene: aldh3b4
Product: aldehyde dehydrogenase 3 family, member B4
Exons: 10
Coding region: 21-1526 (501 amino acids)
Biological process (GO): aldehyde metabolic process
Cellular component (GO): cytoplasm
Molecular function (GO): 3-chloroallyl aldehyde dehydrogenase activity; aldehyde dehydrogenase (NAD+) activity
Source: RefSeq, a predicted model, not a curated record
GCCGAACCUGCAGGAUAGCCAUGAACGGUCCGCCGAGUCCUUCUCCAGCCCGAUGGUUCCAGGCUCUGCGCAGGACCAGGCUGGGGGAGCCAUGUUUGAAGACAUACGGUCUGGAGUGUGUGGAACUGCUGAGGAGGGCCAGAGUUGCCUUUCAAGCUGGACGCACCCUGAAGGAGAACUUCAGAAUGACUCAGCUGGAGGCUGUGCUGCGAAUGCUGGAGGAGCACGAGUGUGACUUUGUGGAUGCUCUCGGGAGGGACCUUCAUAAGCCACGCUUUGAAACUGUUGUCUCUGAGCUGAUUCUGGUCAAGAAUGAGGCUCUUCAUGCCAUCAACAACUUAAAGAAGUGGAUGCAGCCACAGCAUGUGGAAAGAAAUCUGUCCACCUCAUUGGAUGAGUGUGUGGUGAUCAGUGAGCCGCUGGGGGUUGUGUUUAUUGUGGGGACCUGGUGUAGUCCUGUUCAAAUGUGUCUGGUGCCGCUGGUUGGGGCCAUCGCAGCAGGAAACUGUGCCAUCAUUGGGCCCUCAGAGUGCGCUGCUCACACAGCAGAGCUGCUCCAUCGUCUCACUCCCUUCUACCUGGACAAUGAAUGCUUCCAUGUGAUUCUUUUAGGCACGAAUGACUUGCCUGAAGUUGUGGAACUCAAAUUUGAUCACGUUUUCUUUACAGGAAACAGAGAGGAGGGAAGCAGAAUUGCUCAGGCUGCAGCCCGCACCCUCACACCAGUCACCCUGAUUUUAGGAGGCAAGAACCCGUGUUAUGUGGACCAACACUGUGACAUUGCCACCACCGCGCAGCGCAUCGCUUGGGCGCGUUUCCAGAAUGCCGGACAGAGCUUAGUGGCUCCUGACUACAUUUUGUGCCACGCGGAUGUGAAAGCACGGCUGGUACAAGCCCUAAAGUGCUGUGUGAUGCAGUUCUAUGGUUCCGAUCCCCAAGAGUCCCGCAGCUUUGGCCGCAUGGUCAAUCUGGAGAUUUUCAACCGAUUAAGAGACACAUUGUGGAGAUCUGGCAAGGUGGCUGUGGGUGGGCAGGUGAUAGAAGCAGAGAAGUAUAUUGCCCCAACAGUUUUGACAGAGGUGUCAGAAUCAGACCCCAUCAUGCAACAGGAGAUUUUUGGCCCAGUUCUUCCUCUUCUGACUGUAAACGAUGUGGAUGAAGCAAUUGCCUUCAUUAGUAAACAAGAGAAACCUCUUUGUGUGUAUGCGUAUUCCAGCAACAGUAAGGUCAUAUCAAGACUAAUGAGCGAGACCUCCAGUGGAAGCUUUUGCUCCAAUGACUGCAUCCUUCAGAGUCUGACGGUGGCUCUGCCUUUUGGUGGUGUAGGUGCCACUGGAAUGGGUUCCUUCCACGGCCGCUACAGCUUUGAUACCUUCUCUCACAGGAAAUCAUGCCUGCUAAGAGGCACACGGUUCGAGUGUGUCACCUACCUGCGUUAUCCGCCCUACGAGGACCGCAAUCUGUCCCUAAUGACAUGGGCCAGUACCUUGUCCCAGAAGAGCCAGGGCUGGUGCCAGAUCCUGUGACUGUGUUGGAGGCCAUGUGGGACAAAGCCAUGCUGGAAUAAAACCAACUGCCCCCUAAGUCAUGAGCAGGGCUGACACCCAAGUGUGUUGUUACUGUACUGAAACAAAUAAGAGCAAAAGCCUCUGGGGUACCACUGCAUCUACCAGAGACUAUCCAUAGUAUUUGGUUAAAGUCAAUGUGUGGCAACUGUAGAACCGAUGAAAGGUUCUCUCAAGUAUUUAAAGUUUCACAUCCUAACUCAACUUAGCUGAAUGUACAUGAUGGAAACAUUACCUGUGCAACAUUAAAUAACAGGACACUUUUUUGAUGUGCAUAAGUUUAUUAUAACCCAUGAUGAUUGAACUGAGACAAAUGUGGACCUCAUUCCUAUGUAAUAAUGUAUUUACAAUAUGACUAAAGUAUCUGCAUAAAAAAA